Camelina sativa (false flax) is the source of this 1227-nucleotide messenger RNA. RefSeq names its product ankyrin repeat domain-containing protein 2A. The record is from RefSeq and is a predicted model, not a curated record. NCBI's taxonomy places the organism in Eukaryota, Viridiplantae, Streptophyta, Magnoliopsida, Brassicales, Brassicaceae.
AAUUGAUACUUUAUGAUUAUGAAAAUAUGAAAUAUGAAUGAGGUAUCUGAGCCUAUAGGCCCAUUGUAAUUUGAUAGUACUAAAGAAAUCAAGAAAAAGGAAGCGGAACAAGUAAUAACCCUUUUUAUCCACUGCGAUCUCCAUCUUCCUCGUUAGCUUCGAUUGAUUGAGGGUUUCUAUUCAUCCGAUGGAGCAAUCGCUUUCUCCUUCAGGUUCAGUUGAUUCGAAGGAUAUGCAUGGGCUUCUUGAAUCCAAUGCUUUAGAUUCUCCCAGUCCCAGUGUUAUCGAUAAAGAAGAAAACAUGGUGGAAUCAUCGGCGGCUGAGAAAGUUGAUACGGUUCCUAGAUAUAUCCAGUUAGCUAAGGAGCUUCAGAGAUCUAUUCCAGUCGCAUGGAAUCAACACGGUAGCAUCACUGAGUUUGACGAAGAACUGUACAACAACAGAAAGGCUCUUGUUUUGGAGAACCCUCAAAUUCAGAAAUUAAUGGAGUGUCAGGAUCCGCAGAGCUCUCUAAAGGCUCUCGGGAACCCUGAAGCAUCAGACAAAUUUGCUGAGCUUAUGGUGCAGCUGGAAAAAGAUGCAGAGUUGGAAUCUAUAGUAGCUGAGAUCAAAGCUUCUCCUCCUGCUGCUAUGCUCAAGUACUGGAAUGACAAAAUUGUGUUGAAAAAGCUAGGUAAAUCAAUGAGUAGUAUUGUUCACGACACUUCUACUCUCGGUGAUGUGGAGGAUCUGAAAACUCUGGCAUCUGGAUCUGGUGAUGAUAACGAUGAACAAGUCUCCGAGGGAAGGAAAGCACUGAAGAUUGCAUGUGAGCAUACCAAGAUGAAAUGUAUUAAGAUUCUUCUGGAGGCUGAGGAAAAGGCCAAUGCGGUUGAUAAGGGGAGAAAAAAGAAAAUUCCACUGCAUUGAGGGAGAGAAGAUCGAGUAAAGCUUUGGCAUGCAGUAAUUGACAGUAAAACUCCCAUUGAUGUGGCUUGAGAAGGACGCUUACCUCCGAGACCUUUGGAUGGAUCAAUAUAGUACUAUAACUAGAUUUUUUUUUUAAAUAAAAAUUUGACAUUUGUUUGAGACCUUGGAGAGAUUGAUUGUGUAUUUGACUUGGUAACCUGAUCCCUCCUGACUUUUCAGAAUUUUUUUUUGUUUUUUUUUUUGCUUCUUCCUAUGUUGUUUUCUAGUUUCAUCCUUACGCGCCACAUAACCAUUCACUUGUUUGGUAACAUUUGAGA